Molecule: messenger RNA, 4758 nt
Organism: Pangasianodon hypophthalmus (striped catfish)
Lineage: Eukaryota; Metazoa; Chordata; Actinopteri; Siluriformes; Pangasiidae
Gene: trpc2b
Product: transient receptor potential cation channel subfamily C member 2b
Exons: 13
Coding region: 343-3123 (926 amino acids)
Biological process (GO): regulation of cytosolic calcium ion concentration; calcium ion transmembrane transport; manganese ion transport
Cellular component (GO): cation channel complex; membrane
Molecular function (GO): store-operated calcium channel activity; inositol 1,4,5 trisphosphate binding
Source: RefSeq, a predicted model, not a curated record
AAAAAAGGGCCAUAAUUAGAUGUGCAACAUAUUGUCAGUGUUGUGUUUUUAAUUGGCCGUGACCCUUGGGGAUUGCAAGGUGUUUGGUUGGGGAAGUAAUUGAAGGUGAAUUAACCCAUUCAGGUGUGUUGACCUGCUGUUGACUCAUCAGUUGCGUGUGAACUGUUGGAGCGAACUAAAAACAGAUUGCAGUCCAGUUACAGAGGUUUCGACAAUAUCUCAACCUGUGUUUGAAGGCUCAAGAGGUGUAGAUCAUGUUGGACAUGUGGAAUUACUGAAUUUUCAUUAAACAGAUUUAUAGGAAUAUUGUUUUUGAUAAUAUUUUUUCCAGUUUGAGGCACGAUGGAGCACCUCACGCCAGAGCAAUGGCGCGAGAUUGUGAACAAAAAGAUGCGCUUUCCCCCGGAGCUCAUCAGCGCCAUUCACGAGGGCAACGUGUCUGUAAUCCGUAGCCUGCUGAAGACUGGCGAUGGCAUCAUCCGCCAGCUGGAAGACUCAGAAGACAGGCAGUGGAGAGAAGCGCUGAACCUGUCCAUCCGCUUGGGCAAUGAGGACGCCAUGGUUACUCUGCUACAUGGAGUCAAGUUUGAUUUCCGACAGAUCCAUGAGGCUCUUUUGGUGGCUGUCGACACUAACCAGCCACGUAUUGUGAAGCGCCUCCUCGACCGGCUCGAUCAAGAGAAGGGCAACAAGAUGGAUGUGCACUCUUUCAACCAGGCCAUUUUUGACCAUUCCAUUGAUGACUCUCAUUUUGCCCCCGGGGUGACGCCCUUGACGCUGGCCUGCCAGAAGGAUCUAUAUGAAAUUGUGACCAUGCUCACACAGAAGGGCCAUGUCAUCCCAUGGCCUCACAAGGUCUCCUGUACUUGUCUUGAGUGCCGGAAUGGGCGCCAGUAUGACUUGCUCAAGUUCUCACUGUCACGCAUUAACACCUACCGUGGCCUUGCCAGCCGGGCAUACUUGUCCAUCACUGCUGAGGAUGCCAUGUUGAGUGCUUUUUAUCUAAGCCGGGACCUUCGCAAACUCUCCAAGAGGGAGCCGGAGUUUAAGCCGCAGUACCUUGCACUCGAGGAGCUGUGUCAGGAGUUUGCCGUGGAAUUGCUGGGAAUGUGCCGGAAUCAGAGUGAGGUCACAACCAUUCUCAACAGUUGUGGGUUUGAAGAUCCCAACAGUCGAGAUGAGCUGGAUAAGCACUCGUUCGAAGAGGGCAUACCAAACCUGGCCCGAUUACGACUCGCUGUGAACUACAACCAGAAACAGUUCGUAGCCCACCCAAUUUGCCAGCAGGUUCUUUCAUCCAUCUGGUCUGGAAACCUAUCUGGCUGGAGAGGCAGCAGGACGGCCUGGAAACUCCUGGUGUCUCUGGGGAUCUUUAUCACCAUGCCUUUCCUCUGCCUCAUCUACUGGAUUGCACCAAAGUCAAAGGUGGGAAAGAUUUUGAAAAUUCCAGUGAUCAAAUUCAUCCUUCACUCUGCCUCCUACUUGUGGUUCCUCAUCACACUGUUAGCGGAAUCCAUUAUCAUGGAGAUGUUUCGUGACGUGUCUUCAACCAGGCACCAGACCAUAUUGCACAACUCUAUCCACAUGGUGUGGGUGGCUGGGUUUUUCUGGUUUGAGUGUAAGGAGGUCUGGAUCGAGGGCCUGAGGAGCUACUUCCUGGACUUGUGGAAUUUUCUGGAUAUGAUGGUGCUCAGCAUGUAUCUGGCCUCUUUUUCCCUGCGAGUGGUCAUUCUGGUUAAAGGCUACAUUCUGUGCCAGUCACCAGAAAAUGCAGAGGACUGUUUCUACUUUACCCAAUCUGCACGUGCAGACUGGCAUCAGGAGGAUCCUCAGCUAAUAGCUGAAGUGCUCUUUGCUGUUACCAGCAUGCUGAGUUUCACACGUUUGGCCUACAUCCUGCCUGCACAAGAGUCUCUGGGAACUCUGCAGAUCUCUAUGGGAAAGAUGAUUGAUGAUAUGAUAAGGUUCUUGUUUAUAUUGAUGAUCAUUGGUACAGCCUUUUUGUGUGGCAUCAACAAUAUCUACGUUUCUUACGUCAACUCUAAUUACCUUGGAAGGUUUAAUGAGACCUUCCAGUUCCUGUUCUGGACAAUGUUUGGUGUUGUCAAUAAGGAAUAUGUGGAUAUGCCUGAUUAUGUUUUGGCUGAGUUUGUGGGCAGAAUCCUGUAUGGGAUCUUCACACUACUGAUCGUCAUUGUGCUACUGAACAUGUUCAUUGCUAUGAUCACAAACUCUUAUCAGAAGAUUGAGGAUGAUGCGGAUGUGGAGUGGAAAUUUGCUCGCUCCAAACUCUACCUGAGCUACUUCAGGGAGGGACUCACGAUGCCUGUCCCCUUCAACAUCAUUCCCUCACCAAAAGCUUUCUUCUACCUCGUACGAAAGCUCUGCUGCUGUUGUAACUUUAAUUCGACCCCGGACUAUCCACCCAUCAGCUCUGUGCAGUCUAUUGAGACAGAUGAGAAGGUGUCAUACAGAAAUCAGGUGAUCCGGGCUUUAGUGCAGCGCUAUAUUGAAUCUGCCAGGAGAGAGUUUGAAGAGACGAAGCGCAAAGAUGUUGGAAACCGGGUCACAGAGCUGAGUAAAGUGGUUGGACACCUGCACAGCGAGAUGAAGCAAAUUCACCAGACGCUGUUAGACAUAGAGGACAACCGGGAUCCUUCAGGACGAAGCACUUCCUCCAUCUUAGGGAAGUACAUACAGGGUGCCAAAAACAACUUCCGCGACUUUAACGUCAUGCCAUCAGAAAGCAAAAGUGCCCCUUUGCUGGCCAACGUCCACCAUCCGAAAUCUGAAGAUGUAGGCGAUGUGAACGGAGGGGAGAUAAAAGACACGGCUGAGACUGUUGAAGGUAAGAUAGAGGAGGAGGGAGCAGGUGAUGAGAUCAGGGAACAGGAGAGUAAAGAUCAGACUGGUGAUGGAGACAAGGUAGAGGAGGACGGAGCCAGUGAUGAGAUCAGGGAAGAGGAGAGUAAUGAUCAGGCUGUGGUUGAAGAUGAAACAACGAAGAUGGAGGAGGGGAGAGCCAAUGAAGGAAAAGAAGAAUCUCUCACCGGCAGCAGUGCCUCUCAGGACACCGGGUUUGGUUCUGAAGAAUCAGAGCUCUCCGCUAGCAGUCCUGAGUAACUGUACCAAAUUUCUCCCUGGAUUCAUUCUGAACUACACUAGCUGUUAGAAACUAAGCAGCCUGCGAAAUAUCCCUUUUAACAUCUUAGAAACAGUUCUGUAACUAAAAGCGACUCUGAAAUUGUAGUUCAUACAUUUUUGUAAAUCUGUCAUUUGUGAACCAGAUUUUGCGUACACUCCUCAUGUGACUUUUGGAAAUCCAGACUCCCGAAUUUGAUCAUGAGCUCAGGUUACUGUGUGUGUAGAGUUUCUGUGCAUGUUCUCCCCAUGUCCACUGAGUUUCCUCCCACUUCCCCCUCAAAAACAUUGUCCCUAUGUGUGAAUGAGUGUGUGAAUGCAUGGUGACGUGUGAUGGACUGGCACCCCAUCACUGGUGUAUCCUGUUCCCGUUAUUGGCUUCGUUAUUGUGAUGAAACUUUUAAGCGCUGCCCCUGCUGCUGUCUAUAUCCACAAACUUUAAAUAUUCUUUCAAAUAAUCACAGUCUGCAGUUAAAAUCCUCAUAGCAUAUUUAAUUAAUAAUUUACUUCCAAUCUCUAAUUUAGGUAACAGGAUUGUAUUUUCAGAGUGAAAAUUCAUUAUCACAUUAUCACUGAAAAUAAAGGAAAAAAGAAUGAAACCUUUUUCUUAUUCCCAUGAUUUUCUGGAAGUUCAGAUGAUGCACCUUCCUACUGAACAUGUGACUUAUGGAAUGUUCCAAGUAUUUCAUAGGGGUGAACAUGUUCAGAUAACAGAAUUGAGUGAAUGAAGUUGGACACUUAACAUUUUUUAUAACCUAUAAUGGGUGAUUCUGGCAAAUAUUUUAAAUGCUGUAAAUAGUUAUUUAUCUGAAGACUGCUUUGAGCUGACAGGAAGUCUACGGUAACUCGAACCACUCUUUACAACCAUGGUGAUCAGAAAAGCAUAACUGUAGCUUCUGCACUGUAGCUUCAGGUUCCACUCUUGUCAGCUAAGAACAGGAAUCUGAAGUCUAAGCAUGUGCUACAACAGCUAAGAACAGUCUUCUGCUGUCGUAGCACAUGAACUUGCAAAUCUCAAACAUCGUUGCAUUUAUGACAGGAAAGUGUAUGUGUGUAUAAACUCACUGUACUUGCACAUCCAAUAAAAAAAAAUUGAAGCAACUAAUAUUGCUCAAGCUGUCUUUACAACCAGUUAAACAUCUAGCUCUAACUGUCUACAUAUUCAUUCUUACAUAUUCUAUUCUUACAGUUCAUUUUAAAGAAAUAUAUUUCCUUAAGUCAGUUACUAAUCUGUCAUGGUUACACUUCAAAUAGGCUUACAGUAACCUUUUUUUUUUUUUUUCCUCCAAUUACUUAAAAGCAUUUUACAUUUACAUAAACAAAUCUCCAUGCACAGUGUAAACUUACUCUGCCUUCCCCCCUUCCCCUCUAACCCAUGAGUGGUUACAAGAUUUUUUUUAAGUGAGCUGUAAUUUGUCCCCACGGCCUGUGCAGGUUGCAGCUUGCUCAACACCUGUUUGUGCGACACGGCCGGCCUGUCCCAUAAGAGUCCCUUGGCGUUUCAAUGAUUUGCCACCUGGGGCUUCUCAGCGCACUUGCUUUGUGAGAACACACCUGUGAUCCUGCUUUAAUAAUCAACAUGCAUGAGUACCAAGCUGUUAUUUUCACAUACAAGAU